Molecule: messenger RNA, 552 nt
Organism: Paraphaeosphaeria sporulosa
Lineage: Eukaryota; Fungi; Ascomycota; Dothideomycetes; Pleosporales; Didymosphaeriaceae
Exons: 3
Coding region: 1-552 (183 amino acids)
Source: RefSeq, a predicted model, not a curated record
AUGGCGGGUGCUCGGCAAGCCGUGGACUGGGUCUAUGCCAACGCGGGCAAAGGCGAAUGGAAGCACGUGGACAAGACGCGCAUCGGGGUGUGGGGACAGAGCUGCGGCGGGCUAGAGGCGUACACUGCGGGAUUGGAGGAUGAUAGGAUCGGGCAUGUUGGGAUAUUCAACAGCGGGCAGUUGAAUGAAACGGAGAGUGAGGCCGUGGCCGGGAACCUGCACAAGCCGAUUUUCUAUUUGCUGGGUGGGCCGACGGAUGAGGCUUAUGUAAAUGUGAGUGUUUUCUUGGGACGGGUGGUUGGGCGAGAUUACGUAGAUCUUCCAAAGGGAACGCCGGCGUGGAAAGCAAAUCACGCCUUGGGCCAUGGUGCGGCGUUUGAUGUGCCGAAUGCUGGGAUUCCGGGGAUAGUCGGGAGUAAGAUCGUGCAGUGGGUAUUGCGGGGUGAUGCGAAGGCGAAGAAGUGGUUCACGGGUGAGGGAGCGUAUUCCGUGGGCAUCACGGAUGUGGAGUACAAGAGCCUAGAUCGUAUCAAGGUCGCGCCGAUUCAAUAA